GCAGCAUGGUGCUAGGGGGCUCAAGUGGUGUGCAUGAGACCAGCAACGGGACUGGCCGUGCGUAGCGUGUUACCAGCAAUGGCGCCCGUUGCUGCUGUAGCGCUGACUGCUUCAGCGACACCGCUCGUUACUGCCGUUCCUGCCUUCGAGGCAACUUCGCUUCGAUAUAGGAACAACUGUUUCCGCAGCACUGCUGCUUUCCGCGUAGGCGGUCCGCUGAUUGAGCUCGGUCCGCUCCGUCGGCGCAGGGCUCGUGGGGGAGUGCGCGUGCGCGCAGCCGACGGGGAGAACGGCGGCGGGCAGCGGAAGGGGAAGCAGGGCCCGUCUGUCUCGUUCGGAAGUCAGAUCCUCGACUAUAUCGAAGGCGGCCCUAAGUUAAGACGGUGGUACGGCGCAGCGGACACUCUGCCCAAGGACGGCGAUGACGAGGGAGAGGAGGCCAAGGCCGAGGCCGAGGAGGGUGAAGAGGGGGAGGAGGGAGGGGAUGCCGUGCUGGUGACAGACGCUGACUCGGACACAGGCCAGAUGGUGGUGCUGGAGCUCAUCGUGGCGCGCAGGAGAGUGACGGUGCUCGUGAGGGACGCCAAGGAGGCAACCACAGGAUUCGGGCCUUAUGUGCAGCCUGUGUCAGGAUCGGUCACGGACCAAUCAGCAGUGAGAGCAGCUCUCAAGGGCUCUCAAGCUGUUGUUGUCACGGGCCGGCUUGGCUCGCUGUCGCAGCUCUUGCAGGGCAGCAGAGUGGAGCACGUGGUGCUGAUAUCGCAGCUGGGAGCCUCCUCGCGCCCCUCGGGUCUCUCCGCCCUGCUCUGGUCCGCCUCCCCGCUAGCAGCGGCCAGAGAGGCAGAAGAGUCGCUGGCGGCUGCGGCUGCUGCAGCUGCUGCUACAGGGGCGGAGGGGAAACGACGGGAGUUUCGGUACACGGUGGUGCGCGGAGGGAAGGUGGUGGAUGAGCCUGGCAGGCAAAAGGAGGUUCAGCUGGGGCAGGGUGACGCCAUCAAGGGCAGCAUAUCUAGAGAGGAUCUGGCAGCGGUGGUGCAGGCAGCGCUUGCAGUGCCGCCUCCUCCGGGCCAGAGGCGGGUGGUGGAGGUUGUGAAUUCCGAGAGCCCAAGAGACUCCAGCAAUGGCAAUGACUUGCCAGAGCUGCUAGCAGGGCUGCCCACGGAGGCGAUUGUAAGCUGACCAGUGGUGAAUUGUGGCAAGUGCUUGGUUAGUAGACUGUAACCAUGUACAGCCCACGGUGCUCGUUGCAUUUCUGCUUGUGUUCCUCACUGCUCGAUAAUGCACUGCUGUAAAUAAUUUAUGUUCCAAGUGGAACUUCCGGGAGGAACAUCACUGUACACAUGAGGCUAGGUCUGUCAAACAUUAUUUGAUGGGUUGAAGGACCAUAUCCAGGGGAGGGACAGCUACUGGCGAGGAUUCAGGGGGUGCUGGCACAGUGGUUUGGGGUGCUGUGAUGCUUUUGACAGAUGGAAGGGUGGUUAGGCUGACAAACAGGAGGGGAUUGAUGUAGCUGGAUGACGGAAACAGGUUGGAGGGAACGAAGAUGAAAGGAAGAAAGUAAGUGAGAGUAAGUGCGAUGCAGAGGCUUCGAAUGGCUGAUGCCUAAAUUUAAAAAGUA
Closterium sp. NIES-67 is the source of this 1618-nucleotide messenger RNA. The record is from the annotation of a GenBank genome assembly. NCBI's taxonomy places the organism in Eukaryota, Viridiplantae, Streptophyta, Zygnematophyceae, Desmidiales, Closteriaceae.